GGUCAAAAUAAAAACUAGCUCAGUCGAGACAAAAACGUAUGUGUCAGUGUAGUAGAUUAACGUAUAGAAAAACUGCAACACAACUUAAGUGAGAUUGCCAUUCAAUAUGUUCGCCAACAAAUUGUUGACCUGCUCGGCAUUACUAAUAAUGUUAUUUUUACUAAGCAGUACAGUGUUCUCUCAAAAGCUUAUUGGCUUGCCGAGAGUCGGUAAAAAUGUUAGUGAUUUGUUUCUGGAACAAGCAAACCCACUGACCAGCAGCUCCUCAACAAUCUCAACGUCUUCGACAACAACUGAGAAACCUAUCACAACCAGAUCAACUUCUACAAUAACUCCGAGAUCUACCACACCUUCAACGGAAUCACCAUCGACCACCGCACCAGUGAUAAGCACGACCAUUGCCCCGCAACCAUAUCCGCAACCAUCCAUUGGGGCUUGGAAUACCUCUUGUAUUAUGCUUCAAAUGGCGGCACAACUUAAUUUUACCUAUGAGGCUAGGGAGGGAAACUUUACCACCGGUCUGUACAACAUCCCCAGCAACGCAUCUGUUGAAGAUGCAGAAUGUAAAAGCCAGACUACUCAGUUUAUUCAUCUGAUUUGGGGACCAGAAACAUCAAAGCAAUCAUUAAUUAUGUAUUUUAAUAAAAGUAAUGACACCACUGUGCUUUCCUUUAUGCAAAUUCAUCUGGCUUUGCUGCCUGAGGAUUUUCCAGAUGCAAAGGAAAAUCAAACGGUUCAGCUUAUUACCAGGAGCGACGGAGCGUUUAAGACACCAGAAAAUAUGUCGUAUCACUGCACUCGUGUUCAGAAGAUAAAUAUGACUGAGACACUCGAUGCUGAGCAGUUAAUUGGUUGGAUCAGCGUCAGUCAUGUUCAGGUGGAGGCUUUCCGGAGGGCCAACGACACUGGUUUCUCAGUUGGACACGAUUGCGAUAGCUCGGAAACUUCGGAUGUGGUUCCCAUUGCCGUUGGAAUUGCUUUAGCUGCAUUAAUUUUGGUGGUAUUAAUAUCAUAUCUGUGUGCUAGGCGUCGUUCCACCUCCCGCGGUUACAUGAGCUUCUAAUAGAAGGACAUCAGCUUAAUUGGGCAGGUUGCGAAUCAAAGGAGUAUGGACAGCAAAUUGUUAGAGAGAAAUUUAAGAUUGAUUUUUAUUAUUGGAAGCCAAAAUUGAUUAGUUGAAGUUGAAUUAGUUUUUUUUUCAAGAGGGUCAUCGAAAUCAUCAAGCGCAAUUGGGUUUAGAAUAAUAAAACGGUUCUUUAAAAACUUUUUUACGUCUCUGUCUUUGUAAGUGUCCGAUAUUGGUUCUUGUAUGCUGAUAUUUGUGUUUUAUUUAAUUGGUUUGAGCAAUGUAAAUGUAAAAUAAAAAAAAAAUUUCUAAAUAAAUUAAUCUCUAUAAUGUAGCUACCGUGUUAACCCUAAAAAGGUGGUGUCAGAGAGGACAUUUCUAUUGUUAAGGCAAAAACCUGUACGCAAUACCAACAAGUAUACAUUCUAUUCAAAUGUUAUAUUUUUUAAACAUUAUUAUUGGGGCAUAUAAAUGUGUGUAUUCCUGACCUUAACUGUAAUAAAUAAUAUUUAAAACC
Drosophila melanogaster (fruit fly) is the source of this 1583-nucleotide messenger RNA. It is a transcript of the gene Lamp1, whose product is annotated as Lamp1. Gene Ontology annotation, cellular component: lysosome; membrane; dendrite. The coding region runs from base 107 to 1063 and encodes 318 amino acids. NCBI's taxonomy places the organism in Eukaryota, Metazoa, Arthropoda, Insecta, Diptera, Drosophilidae. The record is from RefSeq and is marked reviewed. The transcript has 4 exons.